Molecule: messenger RNA, 648 nt
Organism: Saccostrea echinata
Lineage: Eukaryota; Metazoa; Mollusca; Bivalvia; Ostreida; Ostreidae
Exons: 1
Coding region: 1-648 (215 amino acids)
Source: RefSeq, a predicted model, not a curated record
AUGUGUGUGAUUGAUAACAAUGUUUAUUUUAUUGAUGCUAUUAACACUUCCAUCAGCUGUCUGUCACCAUCAGGAUCUGUCUCUACAGUCUUCAGUACAGAUUCACUGGUACCAAGAGGAAUCUGUCAGUCAGUGAGUGGUGGACUACUGGUCACCUUGACAGAAGCAACAUUAGAUCUCAACACAUUAGAGUCACACUGCAGAUAUCUGCUGAGACACAUCACAAUGACAGGUGACGUCAUCCAUGAGUAUGAGUACCAGGAGGACGGUGAGACCAAACUGUUAACAUUGCCAUACAGAAUCACUCAGAACGGUAACUGUGAUAUCUGUGUUGCAAACUGUACAAAUGAAUUUACAUGUGUUCUACUGACUAUGUCUCCCUCUGGUCGCAUGAAGUCUGUGUACCAUGGACAGAACCUGACAGAGAACUUUGAUCCAUCUGAUGUGGUGUGUGACUCCCUCUGUAACAUCCUUGUUACUGACCCACGUAACAAACAGAUCCAUCUGCUGAGUCCUGAUGGAGAGUUCUUAAAGUUCUUACUGACAGACAAUGAAGUGAAUCAUCCAGUCAAAUUAUCACUGUACAAGUCUACAUUGUGGGUGGGAUAUGAUGAAGGACUUGUCAAAGUAUUUCAAUACAGUGUUUAA